Colletotrichum higginsianum IMI 349063 is the source of this 825-nucleotide messenger RNA. RefSeq names its product Alpha beta hydrolase fold protein. The transcript has 3 exons. NCBI's taxonomy places the organism in Eukaryota, Fungi, Ascomycota, Sordariomycetes, Glomerellales, Glomerellaceae. The record is from RefSeq and is a predicted model, not a curated record. Bases 1 to 825 code for a protein of 274 amino acids.
AUGUUUCGUCUCAAGAAGACGCCUGCCAGAGAGCCUCGCCAAGCUUUUGGCUACGACCGUGAUGCCGUCGUCUCACUCGUGAAGGGCCACUACCGCCUGCUCGUGGACAUGGGCCAUCUGCACCCGGAGGCCCUUCAGGCGCCACCCGAGACGGGAUGGACCGAUGAGGAGCUUAACGUCGACGCGCUGCGGACCCUGGGACGCUCCGACAAGGUCAUUGACCUUUUACGACAUCUUCCGUAUCCGAGAGCGGGACCCCCCGGUAGUGACGAAGCGGGCGACGACGCGGCAGUCUACUAUGAGACGAAGGUUCUGUCCUACCUCAGGAACAAGUGGCAGCCCGAAAAGGACCCAGAUCCAAAUUGGCAUAAACGGCCGUUUGCCAUGCUUGGGUUAGCGCCUUUUGACAAGCCCUUGCCGCCGCAUAUGGUAUCCUUGACAUAUGACGAAGCAGCCAUCGGAGUGAUUUGGCUCAUCGAUACAGAAAAAGGAUGUGUGUAUCCUCAGGGCGACGAUUACUACCAUUAUGAUGAUGAUGAGACCGAAAAAGACGCGCCAUGGCUCGCCGCAAAGGCGGUUUCAUUCAAGACCUUCUUCGACAAGAUGAACAAGGACAUCUCAAAUCUGAAGCUGGUCCCAGCACCUGCGGCGGGAAACUUUGGGGCUGCUAUUCGAAAAGUGAAUGACCCGGAUGCCAAGGCAAUGAAGAGGUUGUACCGUGAGUACGGUUGGCCAGACGCCUUCAGGAAAGAUGAGUUUCUCAGGGCUGCCUUGCCUGCUCGCGCGGCCAUCUUGGACGACGAGUACGACUGGUCAGACGCGUGA